AUGUUUCUCCUUUUGUUCCUACUAAUCUCAUUUGGCAGUCCUUAUAGAUUACGGGGUGAGUUAUACGACUACGACGACUUCUUCAACUUUUAUAAUGAGUUCAAGAAUAUCAGUGAGCCGUCGUUGUUUAACAGUAAAAAAGAACGAGCCUGGUGGCACUAUGAUGAAACGUUGGUGUCAGUUAAUGAUCAUAGAAAUACGACUCGUAUAGAAUUUGUAAAAGAAAUGGCUAGAGUGCUUAAAGCGCAAUCAUCUGAUCUUCAAGUAUGGCAAAGAGCGCAUUCUGAAUUCUUCGCUUCGAUUGACUCCAAGGAGAAAUUCUUCACUGAAGUGCCAAACAUUUUCGGAGGGUAUUAUUCAAUCUACAAAAUCAUUCACGGUGGUGGUUGCACCGAAACAGGAAUUCCGGAUCCGAGUCACAUUACGACCAAUCAUUCGGUGACUAUUUUAUCAACACCGGGAAGCGGGCCGGAAUUCGCCAAAGAACUUGUCAAGAACAUUCCGUUUCCAUUAGCGAGCCAACAAUUUCAAUUCUACGACAACAACUUUGUUAAACAAGGAAUUUUCCGUGGGACCGUGUGUGACGUGGAAGGAGCAUUUAUUGACCAUAAUCAGUUGAGAGAGUACAUGUCUCGUUUCUGGAUCAGAUGGAGGCGGAAUAAUGAGAACGGAACAUUCCAAGAGCUUGUGAAUACACCGAUAUGGACCGAUAUGGGUCUAUUAGAAACCACCCCUACUUUUUAA
Molecule: messenger RNA, 744 nt
Organism: Caenorhabditis bovis
Lineage: Eukaryota; Metazoa; Nematoda; Chromadorea; Rhabditida; Rhabditidae
Source: the annotation of a GenBank genome assembly